UCUGUGUUGCAGUGUUGAGGCAGCAGGAUGUAGAGGGCUGGUCAGCUUUUCCAGUGGAGUCCGUGAAGGGGACAGCUUCAUAGAAAGACAGCUUCUAAACAUUAAGAAAUCAGAGGAGUUACAGUACCUGACUUGGGGCUGCUCCAUAAGGAAGAUAAUCUUCAAGCGUUAUGAAGGCGGAGAAGGAUCCCGAAGACGAAGAAAAUAUCGUUAGCGAUCCAAGCUAAGUGUAGCCCAGCAUGAAGAUUGUGGAACAGGAAGAUUUGUAAAGCGAGGGACGGAGUCACUGGUUAGGAGUUUGUCUGAGGGCGUGCUUUGUGAGCCACAGAGCUUUGUAACUUAAUGCCCAGUAGUUUGCUGCUCGCAACCAGAGACUAAAUCCUGUCUAUGAUGAACUGUUGGUUUUCUUGUGCUCCCAAGAACAGACAUGCUGCAGAUUGGAACAAAUAUGAUGACCGAUUGAUGAAAGCCGCUGAGAGGGGAGAUGUAGAAAAAGUUUCCUCAAUCCUUGCUAAAAAGGGCAUCAAUCCAGGCAAACUAGAUGUGGAAGGCAGAUCUGCCUUCCAUGUUGUGGCCUCCAAGGGGAAUCUUGAAUGUUUGAAUGCCAUCCUUAUGCAUGGAGUUGACAUUGCCACCAGCGACACUGCAGGAAGAAAUGCUCUUCACCUGGCUGCAAAAUACGGGCAUGCAUUGUGUCUACAAAAACUUCUACAGUACAAUUGUCCCACUGAACACGUAGAUCUUCAGGGAAGAACUGCACUUCACGAUGCAGCCAUGGCAGACUGUCCUUCCAGCAUACAGCUGCUUUGUGACCAUGGGGCCUCCGUGAAUGCCAAAGAUGUGGAUGGGCGGACACCACUGGUUCUGGCUACUCAGAUGUGUAGGCCAACAAUAUGUCAACUGCUGAUAGAUAGAGGAGCAGAGAUUAAUUCCAGAGACAAACAAAACAGAACUGCUCUCAUGCUAGGCUGCGAGUAUGGUUGUAAAGAUGCUGUAGAAGUCUUACUUAAAAAUGGUGCUGAUGUCAGCCUGCUGGAUGCCCUGGGCCAUGACUGUUCUUACUAUGCAAGAAUCGGGGACAAUCUGGACAUUCUAACUUUAUUGAAGACUGCGUCGGAAAAUACCAACAAAGGGAGAGAACUUUGGAAGAAAGGACCAUCUUUACAGCAGCGAAAUUUGCCAUACAUACUAGAUGAAGUAAAUAUGAAGUCAAGUCAGAGGGAGCAUCGAAACGUUCAGGAUCUGGAGAUUGAAAAUGAAGAUUUGAAAGAGAGGUUGAGAAAAAUUCAGCAAGAACAGAGAAUAUUACUGGAUAAAGUCAAUGGUUUACAACUACAGCUGAAUGAGGAAGUAAUGGUUGCUGACGAUCUGGAAAGUGAGAAAGAAAAGCUGAAGUCCCUUUUGGUGGCUAAAGAAAAGCAACAUGAAGAAAGCCUAAGAACUAUUGAGACUCUGAAAAAUAGAUUUAAAUAUUUUGAGACCGAUCAUUUAGGAUCAGGAAGUCAUUUCAGUAACCGAAAAGAAGAUAUGCUUCUCAAACAGGGUCAAAUGUACAUGGCAGAUUCACAGUGUACUUCCCCAGGGGUCCCAGCCUACAUGCAGAGCAGGUCCAUGUUAAGACCACUGGAGCUGUCAUUAACCAAUCAAACCUCAUAUUCCGAAAAUGACAUUUUAAAGAAAGAGUUAGAGGCAAUGAGAACUUUCUGCGAAUCGGCAAAACAAGACCGCCUCAAGCUGCAGAACGAGCUGGCGCACAAGGUGGCCGAGUGCAAGGCGUUAGCGCUGGAGUGCGAACGGGUCAAGGCGGAUUCCGAUGAGCAGAUAAAGCAGUUGGAAGACGCCUUGAAGGACGUGCAGAAGAGAAUGUAUGACUCCGAAGGUAAAGUAAAACAGAUGCAGACGCACUUUCUUGCCCUUAAGGAGCACCUGACAAGUGAAGGAGCCACAGGGAGCCACAGGCUGACAGAGGGGCUAAAGGACCAGCUGAAGGACAUGAAGGCGAAGUACGAGGGCGCGUCCGCUGAAGUGGGGAAAUUGCGAAACCAAAUCAAACAAAAUGAGGUGGUAGUAGAACAGUUGAGGAUGGACGAAGGCAGGCUGGUGGAGGAGAAUAAGCGCUUGCAGAAGGAACUCAGUACGUGUGAAACGGAGCGAGACCAGAAAGGAAGGAGGAUCGCCGAGGCGGAAGGCCAGGUGAAAGAACUCUUAGCCAAGUUGGCCUUCUCGGUUCCAACGGAAAAAUUUGAAAGCAUGAAGAGCUUGUUGUCAAGCGAAGUAAACGAGAAGGUGAAAAAAAUAGGAGAGGCAGAAAGAGAGUAUGAAAAUUCACUUACGGAAAUCAGACAGUUGAAGAGAGAGCUUGAGAAUUGUAAGGCCAAACUUGCUCAGCACAUCAAGCCAGAGGAGCACGAGCAGCUCAGAAGCAGACUGGAGCAGAGAGCAGGAGAGCUAGCGAAGAAGGUCACCGAACUCACGUCAAAAAAUCAGACAUUGCAAAGGGACAUUGAAAAGGUUUAUCUGGAGAACAAGGCCCUCAACCAGCAAGUCCAGAACUUAACAAGUGAAAUGAAAAGUCAUUACGUUCCUCUACAAGUCAGCGAAGAGAUGAAAAAGUCACAUGAUACCACUGUUGAUGAGCUGAAGAAACAGCUUUUAGAUGUAACACAAAAAUAUGCAGACAGGAAGCUGGAAAUGGAGAAGUUGCUGAUGGAAAAUGACAGUUUAAGUAAGAAUGUUAGCCGCCUGGAAACCGUGUUCGUGCCUCCCGAGAAGCACCAAAAAGAGGUCUUGGCUCUGAAAUCCAGUGUCGCUGACCUCAAACAACAGCUGUCUGAACUGAAUAAGAAGAGCGGCGAAGACCGAGAGAAAAUAAAUGCACUCGUGUCUGAAAACACUAACCUGAAAAAGACCCUGAGUACCCAGUAUGUGCCGGCUAAAACCCAUGAGGAGGUGAAAACCACGUUGAAUGGCACAGUGGAUAAGGCCAAUAGAGAGUUACUAGACACGAAGAAAAAGCUCGAAGAUCUCAAUCAGGAAUUUGUAAAAACUAAAGGUGAGAAUGAAAUCCUCAGAAGAAACCUGGAAAACACUCAGAGCCAAAUAAAAGCCGAGUACAUCAGCCUCCGAGAGCACGAGGAAAAGAUGAGUGCUGUAAACCAGAGCCUGCAGAGAGUACAGGAUGACAGCGUGGAAAUACUGGCCAACUACAGACAGGGCCAAGAUGAGAUUGUGACCCUGCAUGCUGAAAUCGAAGCCCAGAAGAAGGAACUUGACACGAUACAGGAAUGCAUUAAGCUCAAAUACGCUCCAAUCGUCAGCUUCGAAGAGUGUGAGAGAAAAUUUAAAGCAGCAGAGAAAGAACUAAAAGAACAGCUCUCAGAGCAGACGCAAAAAUACCACGUCAGGGAAGAAGAGGCCAAGAAGUGCAAGCACGAGAAUGACAAGCUGAAGAAGGAGAUUUGCGCUCUUCAGAAGGAUUUAAAGGAUAAGAACGUUCUCGUUGAGAACUCUCAUGGCACAGAGAGAGCACUGAACAGGAAAGCAGAAGAGCUAAACAAACAGUUGAAAGACCUGUUACAGAAGUACACGGAGGUGAAGACCGAGAAGGAGAAGCUGGCAGAUGAGAAUGCCAGACAGGCUUCGGAGCUUCUCACGGCCCAGACCCUUCUGCAGAAGCAGCAUGUUCCCCUGGAGCAGGUUGAGGCCCUGAAAAAAUCUCUUAACGGCACCAUCGAGCAUCUGAGGGAGGAACUGAAGACUAAGCAGAGGUGUUACGAGAAAGAGCAGCAGACGGUGGCCAAUCUGCGUCAGCUGCUGGAGAACCAAAAGAACUCUUCGGUGCCUCUGGCAGAGCAUUUGCGGAUUAAGGAAGCAUUCGAGAAGGAAGUGGGCAUCAUGAAGGCCAGCCUGAGAGAGAAGGAAGAGGAGAGCCAAAACAAAACUGAAGAGGUCUCCAAACUCCAGUCUGAGGUUCAGAACACUAAACAAGCAUUAAAAAAGCUAGAGACGAGAGAGGUGGUAGAUUUGUCUAAAUACAAAGCAACAAAAAGUGAUUUGGAGACCCAGAUUUCCAGCCUCAAUGAAAAACUGGCCAAUCUGAAUAGAAAGUACGAGGAAGCCUGUGAGGAGGUGCUGCAGGUCCAAAAGAAGCAACUUUGUGCCAAAGAUGAGAAGGAAUUACUGCAUUUCAGCAUCGAGCAAGAAAUCAAGGAUCAGCAGGAGCGCUGCGAUAAGUCCUUGACCAUAAUCUCAGAGUUACAGAAAAGAAUACAGGAAUCUGCCAAACAGAUUGAAGCGAAAGAUAAUAAGAUAACAGAACUGCUUAAUGAUGUGGAAAGACUCAAGCAGGCACUCAGUGGCCUUUCACAGCUCACGUCCCCGAGCGGGGGCCCCAGCAAGAGGCAGAGCCAGCUGGUCGACACCCUGCAGCGGCAAGUCAAGUCCCUGCAGCAGCAGCUAGCCGAUGCUGACAGACAGCACCAAGAGGUGAUUGCAAUUUACCGGACACAUCUUCUUAGUGCUGCACAGGGUCACAUGGAUGAAGACGUGCAGGCGGCCUUACUCCAGAUCAUACAGAUGCGGCAGGGGCUCGUGUGCUGAAGGCAGUCCUGACCAGCUGGGGCGUGCUUUAGCUGCUGGUGCUCAGCAGUCCCAGUACGACUCCAUGGCCUUCCUCAGCUGCCUUGUGCUGGUUAUAGUUGAAAUAAAAUAUAUUUUGUUUCAUCA
Lutra lutra (Eurasian river otter) is the source of this 4725-nucleotide messenger RNA. RefSeq names its product uveal autoantigen with coiled-coil domains and ankyrin repeats (gene UACA). The coding region runs from base 388 to 4599 and encodes 1403 amino acids. Lineage: Eukaryota; Metazoa; Chordata; Mammalia; Carnivora; Mustelidae. The record is from RefSeq and is a predicted model, not a curated record. The transcript has 19 exons. Gene Ontology annotation, molecular function: actin binding.